GAGACAAGGGCCGAGCCCCCUCCGGCCGGAGCCAGCGCGGCCACGGCUUCAGAAGCCCGCGGGGCUGCGGACCGGCUCGAGGUGCAGAUUCUUCUUAGUCCCUUGGUGGAAACUCUGCAACACAAGAUGGCUGCAAAUAAGCCCAAGGGUCAGAAUUCUUUGGCCUUACACAAAGUCAUCAUGGUGGGGAGUGGUGGCGUGGGCAAGUCUGCUCUGACUCUGCAGUUCAUGUAUGAUGAGUUUGUGGAGGACUAUGAGCCCACCAAAGCAGACAGCUAUCGCAAGAAAGUAGUGCUGGAUGGGGAGGAAGUACAGAUCGACAUCUUAGAUACAGCAGGGCAGGAGGACUAUGCUGCCAUCAGAGACAACUACUUCCGGAGCGGGGAGGGUUUCCUCUGUGUCUUCUCUAUUACGGAAAUGUUAUCCUUUGCAGCCACAGCCGACUUCAGGGAGCAGAUCCUAAGAGUAAAAGAAGAUGAGAAUGUUCCAUUUCUGCUGGUUGGUAACAAAUCAGAUUUAGAAGAUAAAAGGCAGGUUUCCGUAGAAGAGGCAAAGAACCGAGCGGACCAGUGGAAUGUUAACUACGUGGAAACAUCUGCUAAAACGCGGGCUAAUGUUGACAAGGUAUUUUUUGAUUUAAUGAGGGAAAUUCGAGCCAGAAAGAUGGAAGACAGCAAAGAAAAGAAUGGGAAAAAGAAGAGGAAAAGUUUAGCCAAGAGAAUCAGAGAAAGAUGCUGCAUUUUAUAAUCAAAGCCCAAACUCCUUUCUUACCUUGACCAUACUAAUAAAUAUAAUUUAUAAGCAUUGCCAUUGAAGGCCCAAUUGACUGAAAUUACUUUAACAUUUUGGAAAUUGUUAUGUAUCACUAAAAGCAUGAAUUGGAACUGCACUGAAAGUCAGAUUCACUUUAAAAAGAAAUUAAUGUGGCUUCUCCAAGAAGCAAAGUUCAGCUUAUUUCAUAACUGCCUACAUUUAUCACGGUCCUGAAUGUAGCGUGUGUGUCUCUCAGGCAGUCUUUCUGGAACUGUUAAAUAAAGAGGUGAGAUGUGGGGUGGGGAAUGGGAGGAAAGGCUACUUCCUCUGGUGUUUAUUAUAAAGCUUAAAUUUUAUAUGAUUUUAAAAUGUCUUGGUCUACUGCCUUGAAAAAUGACAAUUGUGAACAUGAUAGUUAAACUGUACCACUUUUUUUAACCAUUGUUAUGCAAAAUAUAGAAGAAAAAGUUGUUGGCAUGGUUGUUGCAUAUAGUUAAACUGAGAGUAAUUCAUCUGUGAGUCUGCAUUAAUUAACUGGUGAUUAACUUAGAAAAGUGGUGUAAACUUGUACACGGACAUUUUGGAAUAUGCCUUAAUUUAGAAACCGAAAAAUACCCAGUUUCAUCAUUCUGUGAGACACUGUAUGCCUGGUAUGGAGUACAGCUUUUGUAUAGAAGGUUCUUGAGAAAUAACUGUCCACUCGGAGUCUGUCCAGAUGAAAACUGUGUGCCAUACUCUGGUUCUUAAAUAAGGUUCCAGAGCUUCUUGACUGCUUUAAUAAAUUGUAAGGUGGUAUGAAAUGAAGGGCCAGCAUCGACUUGUAAGAUAAUUUGAGACUUUGAAGAUUCAGUACCCCUUGUGUUUGAGUGAAGCCUCUUUUUUUUUUCCUAAGAUGCUGGUCCCUAGAAAUCACUUUCUACGAGUGGUGAGCAUAUAAGUGUUACUUUUUAAUCUCCUGGAAUUAGGGCAUAGGACAAACGUUAGCAGCACUAAUGCAUUUGGCAUUAGAACACUUGGGGAGAAUAAGCAUGCUUGCCACCUGUUUAUUUCUAAACUUGUAUUCCUGAGGUUUACAGUUUGGCUUUAUAGAAAUUAUUGAGAGUAUCUGUAGUCUGUUUAUGUUCCUAAUUAAGCACUGUGUAGCUAUAUCUUCCUAAAAAUAACAUCAAGCAAUCAAACCCAGGCAUAGUGCAGAAAACGUGUGUGGCACACAGAGACCACAGUGUGUCAAGUGGUGUCACUAUUGUGUGAUGUUGCCACUGGAAGAGUUCCGGCAUGCUAUUUGGAUACAUAAUUUUGAUGAGAAAUACACAGACCACUGUCACUUUUCUUUUCCUGCUCAGGAUGGAAUUAGGACAGUUGAUUUUAACAGAUUUUUUUUUCUUUUUUCUUUUUAGUCAGCCCUAAUUUGAACAAGUCAAGGAUGUGUUCAGGCAUUCCAGGUAACAGGUUGUAUAUGUAAGCUAACAAAACUAGACUUUUAAGGAACUCAGCUCUUUAGAUACUAUAUCCAGCUUGUCAUGUUAAAUAUUUGUUCCUCAAAGGUGUGAGAUGUACAUCUUCCAUUUCAUAUUUUUCAUAGGUUAUGCCAUGUGCAGAAUUAAAGUUACCAAUGUAAUACUGGCCAGCGGGCCCAGCAGUCUCUAUGUGUACUCACGCAUUGCAGUCUUAUUUAACCAGGGGUCCUAACCACUAACAUUGUGACUUUGCUUUGAGACCUUUCCUCUCCUGGGUACUGAGGUGCUAUGAAGCCAACUGACAAAGAUGCAUCACAUGUCUUAGGCUGAUGCCACUACCCAAUUCGUUUAUUUGCAAUUUGAGCCAUUUAAAGACCAAUAAACUUCCUUUUAAAAAAAAAA
Molecule: messenger RNA, 2612 nt
Organism: Oryctolagus cuniculus (rabbit)
Lineage: Eukaryota; Metazoa; Chordata; Mammalia; Lagomorpha; Leporidae
Source: RefSeq, a predicted model, not a curated record